GAAGGAGCUAGGGGGACUCAUUCCCGAGUGACUCUUCCUUUGCUUCAGAAAACCGAACCAUUUCCUGCUUUCUUAUUGUUUUUAGUUAAAACCACAAUCAAUCGACUUAGUUGGCUAGAUAAUAGAUGUUCACGGAGUAGGCAGUAGAUCUAGACCCCGGGUUGAUAAUUAGAACUUGCCACUUUACUGCAUUCCCGAACUGCGAUUACACUUGGUCGCAGUUUGGUGUUGUUUUUUAGCGUGUCAAGUUUUUGGCGCCGUUGCCGGGGAACCUCUAGGUUAUUGUAGAAACGUGAAAGUCUUUUACUUUAGUUUUUUUCUUUUCUUUUCCACCCUUGAUUUUCACUUGGGUGUUAUGUUUUUGUUGGUGCAGAUCUGAAACAUGGAUUCUCAUGGCUUCUCCAACCAUUGGGGUUAUCAACCACCAUUUGUGUGGUAUUACCCGAGAAUUCCAUUGAGGAAUCAAGGAGGAGAAGACUAUGGAUUCAGAUGUCAGUACCAACCCCCCUACUACGGAGAACAACCAAACCCUUGGGAAGCUCAAGAACAAUAUCCUUUUCAAGAAGAGUUCCUGCCACAACCAGAGGGGCCAUCUGAGUUGGAGUUAGCCAUGGAGGCCUUCACGGGCCACUCUGUAGAGCUAUGCUACACUUCACUGGAAGAUCCGAACAAACAAUUAAGGCUUCUCGUGGAGAAGUUUGCUCGAGACACUGAGAGAUCAUGCUCCAAGAUGGAUCUUCAAAUCAAAGCCCUUGCCCCUUCCGAUCCCUCAUUUCUCCAUGAAAUGGAGAAGACUGUUCAGUGCUCAGCGAAGCAAACAAAGUGGGUGGAGCAAGUUUGCUCACAUCCUGCUCAAGAUCACCUUUCUGCAACCACGCUAGAAGAGGUGGAGGAUGACAAAGGCUACGGGGACGUUGAGGAGCAUACAGAAGUUAUCAUAGAGAACUUCCAUGAUAAUCAUGAUCAGGAAAGUCCUCUGGUUGCAUAUCACACCUUUCCUCAUUUCUGCUCUAACAAGCUGGGCCCGAGCGAGGAGAUACAAGAUGAUCUCAUUGAAGAAAUUACAUGGCGACUUGCUCUCCAAUCUGUUCUAUAAGAAGAAGAGCGAGAAAGGGUGAGGGAAGAAGUUGUGGAGGAUGAUGAAGAAAGCAAAGAAGAGGAAGUUCUUGAUCUUUUCCAAGGGGAGAGACCACAUUCUGAUGAAGGAAGGGGGGUUGAGGAAGCAAUUGGCAUCCAGGCUGAGGAUGAAGUUGAGGUGGAAGAGGCUUGCACCGGCCCUAUGUUACAUUUGAUAUCUCCACCAAACUUCGAAGAGCUGCUUGGCAAGGACCCAUUUGCAGUGUCUCUUCGCCAGACCAAGACCACAUCAACAUCAAUCCCUCUUGGUGGAUGUGAUGGUGGUCAAUCGAAUAUAUCUUAUCUGGUUUGAGACAGCGAGACAAGAGCAGACGCGAAGGAGAGGUCUCGUGAGUGGGGACUUCAUCAAGGCCACGAGCCAUCUUCAUCACCUAUCACAUCACCUGCUUGUGACUUGUGACUCCACAUCAUCGACGAGAACCUCAACUUCAAGGAGGUUUUGGGGUGGACCGAAACUUAGGAGCCACCGUCCGGCUACGACGUAAAAGAAGCGCUUGUGGGGAGGCAACCCCACCAAGGUUUGUUUUUCCUUCGUUUUUUUUCGAUUUGUCCACUUGGAACUAUGGUUUCUAUCACCAAGUGUGUUUUGAUGACUCUAGACCUGCUGACUGGUCCCAUUUCCAGUCCCCUGACAGUCCGUAUUCCAGGUAACAUCGUUCCCCCUUAUCUUUCUCUUGCUCCAUUAAGGGCAAUGUCGUACUUAAGUGUGUGUGCGUGGGGGGGGGGGUGUUUAUCUAUUUUUGACUGCUAGAUGAGUUUGUUUGCUUGGAGCCUAGUCCACUGUCCAAUUUGAUGAAUUGAGGGCUCCAAGUACUGUUCCCUGCAAAAUCCUGCUCAGUAUGCUUUGAAUUGACAGUCUUUAUGGUGAUAUGCGACCUAGGGAGGUAGUUGUAGCACUAUGGAGGAUGUUGAAGUAUAAGAUUUUUCCUAUCUGUCUCUCUGCUGUGCCGGUUGAUUUUGUGAACUAGUGGAUUUAGGACCGUUGAUUCAUGUGGUAUUGAUGACUCCUAUUAUGUUGUGUUGUGGGCUCGUGUAUCGAAAAAGGGUGCUCAAGUGUGAAAUGAAAAAAAGCAGUUGGUCCUCCAUGUCAAAAAUUUGAAAUUCUAAGACAUGGGGUAAGCCCAACGUGUGUGCCACCGUUCAUUGCACAAAAUCGGGUUUUGGAAGAGAUUUUAGUGAUCCUUGGUGGGGUAGGCCUACAAGGUGAAGCUAAGUUGUCUCUAGUACAAGUAAAAUUUCCACCCAUUGAACGGUUGGCCUACUUGAGGAUGUGUUUUUAAGGGCACGGAUAGAGCUUCCGACCCCCCUUAAUUUCAUUGACCCUCCACACGAAGUGAGGAAUAGGAGUUACAUGAAGUACUCUGGCGAGUGACAGAUGUACAGAAAUUGCUCUUGCUCACCUAAUAAGGGCAGACCGCGCAUACAAACUGCAGUUAGAACCCCAGCAAAGAAAAAAAAAACAAAUAGUAAGAAGAAGGGGUUCCAACAAGUGAAAUGAAAUGAAAGAGCACCCGAUACAAUGAGUCCUUGGUUGUUGAAUUGUGUGAGUCUUCUUAUCCAUGAAUUGAAUGUCUUAGUUCCACUGCUUCUCAUGAUCCUUGCUUGAGUCUAGUACUCGCAUUGAGAGAGAUAGUAGGCGUCUUAGAAGACCAGUUGACCUCGUAAGUUGCUAAAUAAUCUAGAAAAUCCUCUGCCGACGAUCGGGGUUGCAUGUUGCUAUAGAGGUCUGGAGAGUUGUCUUGGUUUGAUUCAGGUUUGCUUGGGGGCAAGCAAAUGGUUAAGUUUGGGGGAGUUUGAUAGACCAUUAAUUGCACAUGUUUUUACCCCUAUUCUUGAGCCGUUUGAGAUGUUGAUUCUCAUGUUUUAGGCCGAUUUCACACUAGGUUGUGCUUGUUUGUGAUAUUUCAGGUCCUAGUACGUGAAUGAAGGUUUGGGAACGAG
Molecule: messenger RNA, 3078 nt
Organism: Linum trigynum
Lineage: Eukaryota; Viridiplantae; Streptophyta; Magnoliopsida; Malpighiales; Linaceae
Source: the annotation of a GenBank genome assembly